This is a messenger RNA of Schizosaccharomyces cryophilus OY26, 1122 nucleotides long. Its product is annotated as replication regulator. Bases 149 to 1003 code for a protein of 284 amino acids. The transcript is spliced from 3 exons. Gene Ontology annotation, cellular component: nucleus; 90S preribosome. Lineage: Eukaryota; Fungi; Ascomycota; Schizosaccharomycetes; Schizosaccharomycetales; Schizosaccharomycetaceae. The record is from RefSeq and is a predicted model, not a curated record.
AACAAAUCUUACUUUUUCUUUUUUUACAUUGCAAUUUCCUCUUGUACUAGUCCAUGAAUUUAGCUCAUUGAUACUUUUCUGUUUCUCAAAUUUUCUUCAACCCAACCUUUACAUAAUUCCCUUCUAACAACCUCAACUGCACUAAAGGAUGAAGUAUACGGAAACUAAUGCGGACGAUUUAAAUGAUGAAUUAGAAUACCAAGUUGAUACUUCUUCAAAUGAGUCGGAGAAUGAAGACCAAGCCGACAUUUCUUCACAUGAAAAUGACACUACUCGUGAAUCCUCCUCUACAUCCUCUGAAACAAAAAGGAAUAAGCGUAAACGUCAACGUGAAAAAUUAAAAGAAAAGAAAAAGAAAAAAUUUGGUUCAUCUGACCAGCAAAGUGGUUCUCUUAUACACUCUCCGGACAUUCUCUCAGACAUUGUCAAUAAUCAGAUUCGGUUGAAUUUUAAGGAUUUGUCUGCUGUCGAACUGCAAGAUAGAUUUAUCAAAGCUUCCUACAUUCAAGAUACCCUUGACUUUUCCAAAGAAAGAAAGACUGAGAACUAUACAGACUUUUUACUCCAUGCAUUCGAAAAUCCGAAUCAAGAAAAUGUGUUCAAAAAAGUUGACGCAAACGGUAGUCCUACUACUUUAAUCUUCUGUCUUUCUGCUUUACGAGCUCUUGAUAUCGUCAAGGCUCUUCGAAAACUACAAACAAAUGAAUUCAAAAUUGCAAAACUUUUUGGAAAGCAUAUCAAACUCGACGAACACAAUGAUUACUGCAAAAAAAACAAAAUCGGCAUCGCAGUUGGAACCCCUCAACGUAUACUACAAUUGACAAACGGAAGCCUAAACCUUCAGAACUUAAAAUUUGUUGUACUCGACUAUACAUUUACAGACAAAAAAUCAUACAACAUUAUCACAAACAAUGAUUGUAAAAAACCAGUUAUGGAAUUUCUCACGCAUCCCGUACUACUUCAACGUUUAACCGACAAACAGACAAAAAUAUGUUUUUACUAGUUAUUUUUUCUCUUUUAUUUUUAUGGGUUUUUGGUUUAUUAUAUAGACUGUUUAAUAUACAGGCAUCAAAUAGCAUAAAGAGAUCCUUUUCUCACUUUGAAUUUAUAUAUAUACAUAGG